CGCCUUUCAAAAAGUCCGGUAUUCAUAUCGGUAUACAAAAUGUUACCAGUGUUUUGGAGUUUCGAAUAAUUUUUUUUUAUAAGAAGCAGAUAAUUAUUCACUGCAGGACUCUUCUAAAAAGCAAAAACAUUUUUAAUGUUGGAAGUGUCGAAAUUAUGUAAUUUUUGUCAAUCAUAGAUUUUUAUUUAAUAAAAAAGGCGAGAAAUAUUUUGUCACCGAGUGAAUUUCAAAAUGAACAAUUGAAGUGUCAUGGUGGUAUUAUAUUGAGUGUCAAAAACAUUUAUGUGUGUUUCAAACUUGUAAAAGAAGUUGAUCUUUAGCGGCAUUGGUUCAUCAUUUUGUUACAUUUAACUAAACAUUAUUUCUUGCACGAGUUAGUGCUCACAAAAUGCGUGUAAAGCAAAUCAAAUAUUUAGCGAACAAUCAAUUAGAAUAAAAAUAUUUACAAGAAACAAAAACUCUUCGAGAAGGAUUGACGUGAGCCGAAAAUAUCAAGUUCCGGAAUUUUGAGUAAAAAGCUAUUCGAUCGAUCAUGACCGUGGGUGAAGAGGACGAGCCUCCAGCUCGUAUCAGAUGCUUUUUCGAUAUAAAUUUGGGAGGUUUACCAGCUGGACGCGUGGUAUUUGAACUGUAUCCGGACAUAACGCCAAAAACUGUGGAAAAUUUCCGAGCAUUGUGCACCGGCGAAAUGGGUAUUGGCAAGAUAACAGAGAAACCGUUGCACUAUAAGGGUGUUGUGUUCCAUAGAGUGGUCAAAAACUUUAUGAUCCAAUCUGGCGACUUUUCGGCAAAUAAUGGCACUGGUGGCGAGUCAAUAUAUGGAGGAACAUUUGAUGAUGAAAAUUUUCAACUCAAACACGAUAAACCAUUUUUGUUGUCGAUGGCUAAUCGUGGCAAGGGAACCAAUGGUUCCCAAUUUUUUAUUACUACACAACCAGCGUCUCAUCUUGACAAUAUUCAUGUUGUAUUUGGUCAUGUUGUGUCUGGUCAUGAUUUAGUACGACAAAUUGAACAACUGCCGGUUGAUAGAAAUUCAAGACCGUUGCAAGAUGCUGUUAUAAGCAAUUGUGGAGAGCUGGUGCGCCAAGUCAAGACCAAAAAGGAUAAGAAAGAGAAAAAGAAACGGAAGCAAGAAGAUUCGUCAAGCUCAGAUGAUGAAGAUGAACGAAAGAAGAAAAAGGAUAAGAAGAAGAAAAAGAAGUCCAAGGACGAAGAAAAUGAUAAGACGACAGUCGAUCCGAACGAAGAGCAUGAAGAGGGCGAAAUUGAUGACGAAGAUGUGCACCCCAUGGUAAAAAUCACAAAAAUUGAUCCAAAGGAUAUUCCCGAAGUUUCAAAUAAGUUUUUGAUGCGCGGUAACGGUAGUGGUACUGAAGCAACUAAAGAUGAAAAGGAGGGAAAUGUUAAAGAUAAAGAAAAGGACAAGGACAAGGAUCGUCGCAAGGACAAGGACAAAGAUCGGAGAGAUUCGGGACGCAACUUCGGAUGGUCUAAGCGCCGUGUACCGUUGUCUCGAAGCGGACGCGCUAUUAAAGGACGAGGUGUUUUCAGAUAUCGCACGCCGUCACGGUCCAGAAGUCGUUCACGAAGUGUUACGCCGCCGCAUUGGAAACAAGCACAAAAACGAACCAUCAAGUUAUCUGAUUUAGAAAAAUCUGAAGAAGAUAAGCGACUUCGUGAAGAGGAAAUCAAACGUCGUGAAGCGGAACGUAAAAAACGUCAUGAAGAAGUGGCUCGUGUGGCAAAAAAAUCGUUUUUCGAAAUCAACCAGGAAAACUCCUAUUCGAAUGUUAAACGGGAUGCCAAGUCAUUUGCAGAGAAGGAAGAUGGUGAAAUUGACACCUCAGCUAAUAUCAGCUCCAAAGACGUGAAAACAGAUGAUGAGACACGGUUCAGCGAAGCAGUCGAGGCAGUCGACAUGAAUGCAUUGGAUUAUGAAGAUGGAGAGGAGAAUGAGGAUGCAGUGGGCAAUAAAAACAAAUCCGAAUCGAUGGCUCUUGCGUUCGGUGUACAAGUGAAACCAAAUGAAAUUCCACCUCGUAACGAGAAAGAAAACGACAGCAAGCGCAAGAGAGAAUCAAAUUUGAAUGGCGAUGAGCGAUCGAAGGGUAAAAGGGAUGACAAGCGAGACAGAGAUACUCAACGUUCCAGACACGAUUCAAUGCGUAAAGGUUCUCGUCGAUCCAGAUCCAACAAUCGGUCGAGAAACUCCCCGGCAAGAUCAAGAUUUGAUCGAAAUAACCGCGGUGUAGAUCGUUCUAGAGGGGCUGGAAGAAACCAAGACAGACGACGUUCUAGAACAUCCAGGAGCUAUGAUCGCUACGACCGAACUCGAAAGCAAAGCAAUGAACGUCGUCGUUCACGCGAUCGUCGACAUCAGCGAUCUCGUUCUUUAUCUGAGAGAGAUAGAUCUCGGCCGCGGGAGGUCAGUAGCCGUCAGGACACGAAGCCCAGAUCACGUGAUCGAAACAGAUCGCAUUCAAAACAUCGCUCUCGUUCACCAUACAAGUCUCGGCGUGACGAUAAAUCAAAAUCUCGUUCUCCAUCCCGAUCUCGGUCAAAGAAUAAACGCGAAAAAUCAUCCGAGGAAAACACUUCAUACAAUGAGAGAGAACGAAUUAACAAGGAAAAAAUGAUGAAACGCGCCGAAGCCAUUUUGUUGCUAAAAGAUCACAUGCGAAAGGAGAUUCUCGAACAGGAGCGUCGACAAGCCGAAAAGCAGAAACAGAAAGAGGACAUGGAACGGGCCGAAGCUGAAAAGGAAAUUGCUCGACUGGAGAAAAUCAAGCAAGAAACAUUGGACAAGCUUAAGGCACAAGAGAUCAAGCAACUGGCCGCCGUCAAGAAGGUGUUAGAAGUGGUCGUCUCUAGCGUUAGCAGAAAAUCGAGACGGUCGAGUAGCGAAGACUCGGAUGAUGAUCGGGAAAAACGAAAGAAACGCUCCGAUCGACGUAAGAAAAUUCGCUAAUAACCAAUUAUCUGGCAAAUAAAUGAACGUUCAAGUAGAAUGAGAGAGAAA
Molecule: messenger RNA, 3019 nt
Organism: Bradysia coprophila
Lineage: Eukaryota; Metazoa; Arthropoda; Insecta; Diptera; Sciaridae
Gene: Moca-cyp
Product: nuclear cyclophilin protein Moca-cyp
Biological process (GO): protein folding; protein peptidyl-prolyl isomerization
Cellular component (GO): mitochondrion; cytoplasm
Molecular function (GO): peptidyl-prolyl cis-trans isomerase activity; cyclosporin A binding
Source: RefSeq, a predicted model, not a curated record